GUAAUUCGAAGAACUUUUCUUUUAAAACGUAAUUGUAAACAGCAAUACAGUUUGAUUUGCGACUCAUUGUGUAAUGUACAAAGCCUUUCAUGGCUUUGUCAAGACAUUGCAAACGAUUUUUCACCAAAAAUAUGAACAGCUGCUUUCAGCGUGUCAUAGUUGUAUAACUUUACAAAGAAAUGGUGCUUUGACAAAAAUUUGAGAUAUUCUUUGUUUUUCUUUCUGUUAGUACAACCGUGCAGAUGGCUUUGAUCAAUAUCGCAAUACCGCCUCAUAGAAAGAGAACGACCUCCAACAUUUUGCACCUACUCUAAAAGACGCCUCGAGCCACAUAGACGUUAACAAGAAACGUUCAUUUUCCGAGUCAAGAUGAAGACGUUUUUCGUCGUUGUCCUCAUGGCUUUGUGUGCCCACGGAGACCACAAGUCUCCAAGACCUCCAGGAUACAAUACCUUCACGAAGAACUUCAAAGGAAGAUCAUCAUUGCAGGCAGGAGACGUUGUUGAAGGAGAUAUUAUGCUGGACAGCAAAACUGCCGCUCUGUACCGGGGAGAGUCGAGAAAUGCCAUGAAGAACGUGAAUCUGUGGAAAAAUGGAGUUGUGCCUUAUAUUCUGGAUGCAAGUGUGGAUGAUUAUUUACGAAGCCAGAUUGACGAGGGAAUCAAGGAAUACCACAAAUAUACCUGUCUUCGGUUUGUAAAGAGAACAAACGAAAAAGAUUACAUCAGGGUUAUGAAACCAGCCUCGGGCUGUAACUCAAUGGUGGGCGCCAUCGGAGGAGAACAAAUCCUUAACAUGGGAGAUGGCUGUCAGUAUGUAGGGCUUGUUCUCCACGAGUUCGGUCACGCAAUCGGCUACUUCCACGAACACAACAGACCUGACCGUGACGAUGUGGUUAAUAUUAUGUGGGAUAACAUUCAGUAUGGUUUCAAGGAUGCUUUCUACAAGUACACUUUUGACGAGGCUGAUGUACAGGGCUUCAAGUAUGAUCUCACCUCCAUCAUGCACUACGAGAACACCGCAUUCACCAACGGCUAUUGUCGUCCAACUAUGCUUGUUAAGAAGGAUCCCUCGUACGAGGUCACCCCUGUUUACCUGAGGAAAUUCAGCCCCCAGGAUAUUCAGAAAAUAAACAAGCUUUACAGCUGUCAGACUAAUCAGCUACCGCCCACAGUGUUACCUGGAAGUGGAAAUCCGGACCCAUCUCAAUGUGUCUGUAAGGAUAAAUACAACGACUGCCAAGGAUGGAGGGACUCGGGCGAGUGUGGCCUCAAUCUGAUGUGGAUGAGUACCAACUGUCCAAAGAGCUGUAGAACAUGUGGUGAACCACCUUCAGAUUGUCAGGAUGUGUACCCCGUGGCGUGUGAGGACUGGGGCAAAGGCGGCGAGUGUUCCAAGAACCCUAUCUGGAUGAACGUUCAUUGUAAAAGAACUUGCAGUCAGUGUUCAGGUGCAACUCAACCUCCCCUCCCUGGAACCACUGCGGUACCUACUCCCCCUCCCCCUGCCACAACUCAAGGACCUCAGCCUCCCCAGCCCACCACUCAGCCGCCUGGAAAUUGCAAUGACGUUUAUCCAAAGUACUGUCCUGAUUAUAAGAAACGAAGAAUGUGUCAAACACAUGUAAAUUACAUGGGGCAAGUCUGCAAGAAAACCUGCGGAUUUUGCGGUGGCGGCGGCUCAGGAAAUUGUAAAGAUGUGUACCCUCAGUAUUGCCCAGGGUACAAACAGAAUGGCAUUUGUACUGAUCCUAACUACCUGGACUAUGUCAAGGAGGUCUGCAAGUUCACCUGUGGCUUCUGUAGUAAGUACUAUUUGACAUCCUAUUCAACUCACGUUUUGGUACAGGUCUGUUAUUUGAUUUAAUGUCUAAUCACUUUUUAUUUUUCUAUUUCAGGUUAAUUGAAAUGCCCAGCCCCGGCCGGCCGUGAAACGAGAAAUGGGACGAAAAACUUAGCUUGCUAUUCAACGGAGAGAAUUAAUUUUUCAGUUACAAAGCCUUGUAAUGUUUGUUGACGGAUUUAAUAGUGAUUAAAGUGGCAUGGAUGUUACAAUGA
Messenger RNA from Orbicella faveolata, 2057 nucleotides. Its product is annotated as zinc metalloproteinase nas-6-like. Gene Ontology annotation, biological process: proteolysis. The record is from RefSeq and is a predicted model, not a curated record. NCBI's taxonomy places the organism in Eukaryota, Metazoa, Cnidaria, Anthozoa, Scleractinia, Merulinidae. Gene Ontology annotation, molecular function: zinc ion binding; metalloendopeptidase activity.